CAACCAACCGCCGCCUAUAAAUCCUGCGGCAGCGCCUUUGUUUCUUCUCGCCAGCCACCACGGUGAUCAGACGAGAUCGAGCUAUGGCUACCACCGUGACCCAUGACCCGGAAGCGGCGCUCGCCGGCGAUAAGGAGCCGAGGGGGCCAAGGUCCUUGCUUUUGCGCGCGCGCGACAACCUGGCGUUCCGGUCGGUGUGGUCGGAGCUCAACGGCGCCAUGGGCGACCUGGGCACCUACAUCCCCAUCGUGCUGUCGCUGGCGCUGGCCAGCCACCUCGACCUCGGCACCACCCUCAUCUUCACGGGCAUCUACAACGCCGUCACCGGCCUCAUCUACGGCGUGCCCAUGCCCGUGCAGCCGAUGAAGGCCAUCGCCGCCACCGCGCUCUCCGACCCCUCGUUCGGCAUCCCCGAGGUCAUGGCCGCCGGCAUCCUCACCGCCGCCUUCGUCCUCUUACUCGGCGUCACGCGGCUGAUGCAGCUCGUCUACUGGUUCGUCCCGCUCCCCGUCGUGCGCGGCAUCCAGCUCGCGCAGGGGCUCAACUUCGCCAUGGCGGCGGUCAAGUACAUCCGCUACGAGCAGAACCUCGGCAAGGGCAAGUCCUCCGGCCGCCGCCCCUGGACCGGCCUCGACGGCCUCAUCCUGGCCAUCGCAGCCAUCUGCUUCAUCCUCCUCGUCAACGGCGCAGGAUCCGAGAGCAGCCGCCGCAGCAGCAGCAAUAGCAGCACCGUCCAAGAUCAAGGCCAUGGCCAAGGAGGAGACAGAGACACACAUCGCCAAAGCCAAGAAGAAGGAGAGCGCCAAGAAGAAGAGAGGGACGAAUCAGGUCGCUGGCGCUCCAUGAUUAGGCGCGCGGCGCCGGCGAUCCCGUCGGCGGUGAUCGUGUUCGUGCUGGGCGUGGCGUUCGCCGUGGCGCGGCACCCGGCGGCGGUCCGUGAGCUGCGCGCGGGGCCAUCGCGGAUGCGCGUGGUGCGCAUCUCGCGUGAGGCGUGGAGGCAGGGGUUCCUCAAGGGCGCCGUGCCGCAGAUCCCGCUGUCCGUGCUCAACUCCGUGGUGGCGGUGUGCAAGCUGACGCGCGACCUGUUCCCGGAGAAGGCGGCGGCGGCGUCGGCGACGUCGGUGUCGGUGACGAUGGGCGCCAUGAACCUGGUAGGGUGCUGGUUCGGGGCCAUGCCGUGCUGCCACGGCGCCGGCGGGCUGGCGGGGCAGUACAGGUUCGGCGGGCGCAGCGGCGGGUGCGUAGCGGCGCUGGGCGCGCUGAAGCUGGCGCUGGGGCUCGCACUGGGGGGAUCCAUGCUGCGCGUGCUGGUGGCGUUCCCCGUCGGGCUCCUCGGCGUGCUGCUGCUCUUCGCCGGCGUCGAGCUCGCCGUCGUGGCCAGGGACAUGUCCUCAAAGGCGGAGGCGUUCGUCAUGCUGCUCUGCGCCGCCGUGUCGCUCGUCGGAUCCAGCGCCGCGCUGGGAUUCCUCUGCGGCAUGGUCGCGCACGGCCUGCUCAUGCUCAGGGCCUGGGCGAUGGGGUUCAGGCUGAGCUAGUUAGCAGCUAGCGCCAUCGAUCCCCAUUCAGGUCGCGUGUGUUGUAAAUUGUGAAUUAUGAUUUGUGAUUCUGUGUGUCCAUACAGUACCCUGCCACUACUCGUUGACUGGGAAAUUUCAUCUUCAGCAAUAUUAUCAGUACCGCUCCAGCUUGACAAA
Messenger RNA from Setaria italica (foxtail millet), 1694 nucleotides. Its product is annotated as molybdate transporter 1. Lineage: Eukaryota; Viridiplantae; Streptophyta; Magnoliopsida; Poales; Poaceae. Gene Ontology annotation, biological process: molybdate ion transport. Gene Ontology annotation, molecular function: molybdate ion transmembrane transporter activity. The record is from RefSeq and is a predicted model, not a curated record. The transcript has a single exon. The coding region runs from base 84 to 1535 and encodes 483 amino acids.